Messenger RNA from Odocoileus virginianus texanus, 1859 nucleotides. The record is from RefSeq and is a predicted model, not a curated record. Lineage: Eukaryota; Metazoa; Chordata; Mammalia; Artiodactyla; Cervidae.
AUGGUGAUUCCAUGUGGACCACUCUUAAAUAAAAACGAGAAACACGAAGAGAAACUGGUCAUGUUCACCAAUCAGUCAGAAGAUUCUGAAAGGUGUGAGAGCGCGGAGCUGGAUAAUAAGAUCCUCGGUCAGAUCGAGAGGAACACUUCCGAUCCCAGAGGGGUUCGCCCGGCGGCCACGUCGAGUCAUAGAAAUCCCGGUUCUGUGAAGCCUCCAGGAAAAACCGCUUCUGUGGCACAUUUCUUACAGAGCACAGCUAGAAUGAGUGGUGCAGAAAGUUCUACGGAUCAUGCAGAGUGUGCUCAAUCGUCAAGAAGAAAGAACUUAAAUUCUCUUGAACAAAAGAUAAGAUGUCUGGAAAAGCAGAGAAAAGAGCUCCUGGAAGUUAACCAGCAAUGGGAUCAGCAAUUUAGAAGCAUGAAAGAGUUAUAUGAAAGAAAGGUCGCAGAGCUGAAAUCGAAACUGGAUUCCGCAGAAAGAUUCCUGGGAACACUGGAGAAGGAGCGGCUGCAGAACCCCAGCGAGAGCUACCCGCCGCGCUGCUGGACCAACGAGUCGCCGCGGCGUGCGGAGAAGGAUAAGGAGAGCCUAAAUGGAGAAUUACAUGAAUUGAAGAUAGAGAAUAACCUUUUGAAGGAAAAAAAUGCUCUCAUGAACCACAAGAAGCAACGUUAUGAAUGUGAAAUAAAACGCCUCAAUAAGGCUCUGCAGGAUGCCUUGAGAAUGGAGUGCUCUCCAUCUCUUGAGGACUGUUCAGGGAAGUCUGAAGUGGAGUGCAGCCGUGAGGAGAUGCAAACAGAAAUGGAAGUUCUCAAACAGCAGGUGCGAAUAUAUGAAGAAGACUUCAAAAAGGAGCGAUCAGACCGAGAAAGACUUAAUCAAGAAAAAGAGGAGCUACAGCAAAUUAUUCAGACUUCUCAAUCCCAGUUGAACAGGCUGAAUUCUCAGAUAAAAGCUUGUCAGAUGGAGAAAGAAAAACUAGAGAGGCAAGUAAAACAGAUGUAUUUCCCAACCUGUAACUGUGGCUGGAAUUUCCACCUGAGGGAUCCAUACCUACUGAUGGACCCUGGGGCUGUGCAGGUCCCACAGAAGCACCCACCAGACUACCAGUGGUAUGCUCCUGACCAGUUUCCGCCAGAUGUGCAGCACAAGGCAAAUGGUCUCCCCUCAGAAAAGAAAGCCAGUCAGUAGAUGCACACACCGGCAGAGGGGCACACAGGCCGGGGAGAGCUUGGCGGAAGGCCCUCGUCCCCCUGCUUGCUGGGGCUCCUGUCUCCACCGCUGCACACCCCACCUUCACUACGGGUGCCCAGGCAUGGCUCCCCUUGGCAGGAAUGGAGGACGAAGCUGAGACAGCCGAGAUCCUGAUCGAGUCCAAGGAGCCAGAAUUUACAGCCUAUCACAACUUCCAGUUUCCUGGAAAUGAGAUUUGGCUGAUGAAUUAUGGGUGAUGCCUCAAAACUCUGUUCAGCAUAUUGCUGUUGGACUUUUAGAAAUGAUUUCAUGAUUUCAGCAGCUCCAUUUGUGAUGCAGUGAUAUUGUGUGUUGAUUUAAAUGUGUUCCCUGGGGGAAAAGUUUCUGCAAUUAUAAAAUUUUAACAUUGCUCCCAUUGUUUUUAUAGGGGCUUAGGUCUUUAGCCAGUUUAUCUAGAUGCUAAUUUCAUGAUUAUUCACCUCAGAGAACCAAUAAACAGAGUUGAAGAGGUGUAUAUACUUUCUUAAAUGGAUUCAACCUAAAGAAAAUAGUAAAUUUGAAACUAUAAACACAAAUCAUUUCUUUAAGAUGAGAAAUUGUGAGCCUACUUCAUUUUUAGGUGGACUAGAUUAUAAAAGAUAAAAUCCUAAAGUAAUGGUGAUGGC